Choloepus didactylus (southern two-toed sloth) is the source of this 1148-nucleotide messenger RNA. RefSeq names its product 40S ribosomal protein S6-like. Gene Ontology annotation, molecular function: structural constituent of ribosome. Gene Ontology annotation, biological process: translation. Gene Ontology annotation, cellular component: ribosome. Lineage: Eukaryota; Metazoa; Chordata; Mammalia; Pilosa; Megalonychidae. The record is from RefSeq and is a predicted model, not a curated record. The coding region runs from base 1 to 717 and encodes 238 amino acids. The transcript has a single exon.
AUGAAGCUGGACAUCUCCUUCCCAGGCACUUGCUGCCAGAAGCUCACCGAAGUGGAUGAUGAACGCAAACUUCGUACAUUUAAUGAGAAGUGUAUGGCCACAGAAGUAGCCGCUGACACUCUGGGUGAAGAGUGGAAGGGUUAUGUUGUCCCAAUCGGUGGUGGAAACAACCAACAAGGUUUCCCCAUGAAACUGGGUGUCUUGACCCAUGGCCAUGCCCGCCUCUUACUGAGUAAGGGGCAUUCCUGUUACAGACCAAGGAGAACUGGAGAAAGAAAGCACGAAUCUUUUCGGGGUUGCAUCGUGGAUGCCAAUCUGAGUGUUCUCAACCUGGUUAUUGUAAAAAAAGGAAAGAAGGAUAUUCCUGGACUGACUGAUACUACUGUGCCUUGUAGCCUGGGGCCCAAAAGAGCUAGCAGAAUCCACAAACUUUUCAAUCUCUCUAAAGAAGAUUAUAUGUCCACCAGUAUGUUGGUGAGAAAGCCCCUGAACAAAGAAGGUAAGAAACCCAGGACUGAAGCACCCAAGAUGCAGUGUCUCGUUAUUGCACUGAAGAGAAAGCAUACUAAGGAAAAUAAGAAAAAGGCCACAGAAUAUGCUAAACUCUUGACCAAAAGAAUGAAGGAGGCCAAAGAAAAAUGCCAGGAACAGAUUGCCAAGAGACAGAGGGCUGCACUGAGAGCUUCUACCUCUAAGUCUGAGUCCAGUCAAAAAUAAGAUUUUCUAAGAGUAACAAAUAAAUAAGACCAGACAUUAAAUCUUCUUUAAGCAUUUUCACUGAUGAAAAGCUAGAUAAGGAGACUUGGUCCUUGUAAUCCUGUGUGGGUAGAAAAGGGACUGUAAAGCAAUCUAACAGUGGACAAAUCUUGCAUGAUACUGCAAAUAGAGAGAACUUCAUGAUGAUGCAAGAGAUGGUCAAGCCGGUUUCAUUUGUAAGUAGUGGAUGGCACAUAGAGGGGAUCUGUUGCCUUUUCAGCAAGGUAUGAAAUAAAAACUUAAGGAAAAGAAGUGGCCAGGACUAUAUAUCUUGUAUACAGUUUACUUUGAGGAAUACAGUUUUUCUUAAGAUCUAUAAAAAAUUUAAUACAUGAAAGUGCCCUUGUGAAGAUGGACAUUUUUCAUAUGUAUAAAAAAAUUGUUAAAGUAUA